Gymnogyps californianus (California condor) is the source of this 4143-nucleotide messenger RNA. RefSeq names its product Rho GTPase activating protein 1 (gene ARHGAP1). Bases 169 to 1512 code for a protein of 447 amino acids. Lineage: Eukaryota; Metazoa; Chordata; Aves; Accipitriformes; Cathartidae. Gene Ontology annotation, cellular component: cytoplasm. The record is from RefSeq and is a predicted model, not a curated record. Gene Ontology annotation, biological process: small GTPase-mediated signal transduction; negative regulation of endocytic recycling. Gene Ontology annotation, molecular function: GTPase activator activity. The transcript has 13 exons.
GGAAGUAUGAUCUCUGGAUAAGUAAAGAUAAGGGAGGAUUUGGGGACGAUCAGUGAGAAGAGGAAGAGCCUCUAUGGGGAGGUAAACUUGUGAUCUCUGUAUCUCACCUAGCAAUCUCUGCAGUCUUCAUUCUAGACGCUGCAAAAUAAACUGCGGUAUUUGGGGACCAUGGCUACAGACCCACUCUCGGAGCUUCAGGAUGACCUGAACUUGGAUGAUACCAACCAGUCGCUCAGCCAGCUCAAACUGGCCUCCAUAGAUGAUAAGAGCUGGCCAGCAGAUGAAGCCCCUGCUUUUCCCAAAUCAGAGGACUCCAAAGGCUCCCCUGAGCCCGUCACUCACCUGCAGUGGGAUGAUCCCUACUAUGAUAUCGCCAGGCACCACAUUGUGGAAGUAGCAGACCAGGGUGCACUUGAUGGGGCCCAACCAGGUGAUGACAAAUAUGGAAGGAAAGUCAUCUUGUUCAGUGCCUGCCGGAUGCCCCCAAGUCAUCAACUUGAUCACGUGAAACUGCUGGGGUACCUGAAAUUCACACUGGACCAGUAUGUGGAGAGUGAUUACACACUGGUGUACCUGCACCAUGGCCUGACCAGUGAGAACAAGCCCUCCCUGAGCUGGCUGCGGGAUGCCUACAGGGAAUUUGAUCGCAAGUACAAGAAGAACAUCAAAGCCUUGUAUAUUGUGCACCCAACCAUGUUCAUCAAGACCUUGUUGAUUCUCUUCAAGCCUCUGAUCAGCUUUAAGUUUGGGCGAAAGAUUUUUUAUGUGAACUUCCUUAGUGAGCUGGAGGAGUAUGUGAAGCUGGAACAGUUGGGGAUCCCAAGCCAAGUGCUGAAAUACGAUGAAUAUCUGAGAUCCCUGCAGAAACCUUCACAAGUGCCCCAGAAGCCAACACCCCCACGCCCACCACUGCCAAACCAGCAGUUUGGAGUCUCGCUCCAGCAUCUCAGGGAGAAGAGCCCUGAUCAGCCUCCUGUUCCUCUGGUGGUCAGAGACACCAUUGCUCAUUUGCAGGAGCAUGCUCUUGCUACAGAGGGGAUUUUCCGGAGAUCAGCAAAUACACAGGUUGUCAGGGAGGUCCAGCAAAAAUACAACAUGGGUGUGCCUGUAGAUUUCCAGCAGUAUGAAGAUGUCCACCUCCCUGCUGUGAUUCUCAAGACCUUCUUGAGGGAGCUACCUGAGCCCCUCCUCACUUUUGGCCUCUACAGCCAUGUUGUCAGCUUCCAGAGUGUGGAGGAAGUGAAUCGUGUGGAUGUUGUUCGCAAAACACUCCAGACUCUGCCAGAAGAAAACUACGAAGUGCUCCGUUUACUGACAGCCUUUCUGGUGCAGGUCUCUGCUCACAGUGACAGAAACAAGAUGACAAACACCAACCUGGCAGUUGUGUUUGGCCCAAAUCUGCUGUGGGCCAAAGAUGUAGCCAUCACCUUAAAAGCCAUCAACCCCAUCAAUACCUUUACCAAGUUCCUGCUGGACCACCAGAAGGAACUCUUUGAGGAUGUGGAGGCCUGAAUCCAGGCCAGCCCACAGCAGCACACUGUGCCCACCUUCCCACCUUCUUUCCCACCUUGUCUUGGAGCUGUGACCAAGCUGUCUCCAGUGCAAAGGGACCAUUGAUCCUCUGGGUGAUGAGCAGAGCGAGGGCUGUGGAGAUGGUGGAGAAAGGGUGUAAGUAAGUGAGCAGGAGACCUGCUGCUCCGGAUGGGGAGGGGAGCUGGUCUCCCAGCUGCUGAGAGUGGAGUCCUAACCCACUUGCCAGUCUGUGCAGCUCCUCCAGGGCUCAUCACCAGUCUGCUGCCCUAUCAAAUGACCUGCCUUCCUUUCCUCCUUCCCUCACAUGCAGUUUUUCUGCCCUUCUGGUCCCUUCCUCAGCAAAGAUCUUUUUUGUUUCAGCUCCCAAUAGCCCCAGCUCACCCCCCUUGCCUCAGCUGGGCUGUCUGGGCUAGGGCAGGCUUGCUGGGUUUUGUGGCAGAGAUGUUCUUGCUGCGAGUGCCAUCUCUCAGCACUGAACAUGCAUCCUGCCUUUCCCCAGAGGCACCUAAAGCAGGGAAGGGAGCCAGGCAGCCCUUGUGCUUCAGGUAGCAGCAUGUCCUGCACUUGCAAACACCACUCUAGACCCCAUGCUUUUGACAGGCAAGUGAAGGACAGGCUCACGGCACGUGGGCUGUAUUACCUGUCAGACUCCAAUACAACGAAGCUGAAUUUAGCCGAAACCCCUCUGGGGUCACCCACUCCAGAUACUAUUCAGUGUUUGCUGGGGUGUAGUGGGUGAGGUGCCUCCCAUAGUUACCUAGCUCAGGCGUGUUUGUCCCUCCAGCAGCAUUUCCAGCCCAGCUGGGAAGGUUCAUGCCAGACCUGGCUGUGCGGUGGGGCUGGCUGGGGCCCUUGGACAGCUGGUGAGUCUGAAUGGCAGGGAGUAAGUGCCCUGGUGGGACUGAACUGCUGAACACUAUGAGGAUCACUGCCUUUCCCUGUGGCAGCAGCACAAGGCCUCUUCUCUGUCAGGCAUGUGUAUCUGUGCUGACUGGCACAGACCACCUUGGCUAGUUGUCUUUUUGAGCAAAACUUUCCCCAGCACAGUAUAACAGAGACCAUGGCCUUGAGGGAAGGUCUAGGGACUGGGGCUGACACUCACCCUGGAGUGUGCCAGGCCUGGAUUAUGAAUUUCUGCCCAGGUGCUGAGCAGUCAUGUGCCAAACCUGUGAGAGAACAGCUAUUCCAUGCCAAGGGCCUUUGCCCCGUCUCCUCCUCGGUUCAUACCUUCCUUCCAUCCUACCAUGGAAGCCUGCAUCCUGUAUGCCUUGGGCAUGGCUGGAGAGAUCGGGUUGUCCACAAGGCAGGCUCAGAGCGGGGUGGGCCUAGCACCUUCCCAAAGCAGCUGCAAUACUGUUAGGGCAUCACUGUUGGUUUUGGGUUGCAGCAUUCCCGUUACCUGAGCUAAAAGAGGUCGCUCUCCUUGGCCUGGGCCCAGCAGGGUGUUAGUAGGGAGCUUCUAGCCUUACUUCACUGAUGUAUUAUAUCUUUCUAUCUUGUGCCCUGUGUGCCUGGGCCAGUCCUCCCUGCUGCGUCUGGCCACAGCGACAAAUCUUUUGGACCAAGCAGAACUAAUUUUUAAAAAGCUACUGGAUGCUAAAUGGAAUUUGCUUUUUCAUAUUUUAGCCUGUGUUUAAACACUGACCAAAGGUCGGUACCCCAGUUGUAAUCAAAAUAAGUGACAUCUGCUGCAGGAAUUACGGAAAUUGCUCUUUUUGCUAAGCUCUGGAAUGGGGAUAGGCGUGAACAUAGGCAGCUCUGCGGGGCAGCGCAGGUCCAGCCAGCUGGCUCGGAGGAGGCACACCAACACGUGGGUGGGAACAGUGAGCAAGAAACUGGGCAUUACUAAGGCUGGAGCAAGAGAUUUUCUAGGAGAGGGCUUGGUCUGAUCCCUUCUAGAUACUGGGGGACUUUGCCUUAUGGAGGCUACAAGGCUGCUUAGUCUCCCUCUUCCAAGAGUAGGAGUCUUCCCUGUUUGGCCAGGGUAUGAAUUGUUUCAACCUGAACAGUUCACAGCAGUAACCAAAUAAAUAUUUUGGAGGUAGAGAUACUCGGCUCCUAAUUCACCUGUGAUCUCUGCUAGAGUAAGUUAGCAGGGCUGAUGUGCUGUGGAGGAGUAAUCUCCUGGGAUGGACAGCGUGGAGAGAGGUGUACUUGCCCCAGUGUUUAAGAGGCAAGGCUUUCUGGACAGCCUGGGAGGAGCGUGGAGGCUGAGGGAGCCCAGUGCAGCCUCUCUUUCCCUGCAGGCACCCGGCUCUAUGUAGGCUUCAGUAUGGGAGGAGACUUAGUGUUCUGACUGUAUCUGCAGCUGACACUGGCCUCGCUUGGACCCCCUAGAGGAAAGGCAAACCCCGCUAACUUCUCCUGGGACAAACAAGCCCAAGGUCGGCAACUUGGAACGGGAAGUGCCUGUGUGCUGGGGCACAAGGCCUUGGCCCUAUGCGCAGCCCCGGCUCCCUGGGGAGGGUGGCGCGUUCCAGCCCUGCAGAGCAGCAAGGACUGUUCCCUGCCCAGCAGUGAGAGGAGCAGUGCUGGGGUGGCUUAGCUCCUUUCCAGGGGGAGAGCAGGGAUUGCUGCAAGCAUCCAUCUUCUGGCUGGAAUUUUUUUGGU